This is a messenger RNA of Drosophila ficusphila, 1794 nucleotides long. Its product is annotated as arrestin domain-containing protein 3. Lineage: Eukaryota; Metazoa; Arthropoda; Insecta; Diptera; Drosophilidae. Gene Ontology annotation, cellular component: cytoplasm. The record is from RefSeq and is a predicted model, not a curated record. The coding region runs from base 1 to 1482 and encodes 493 amino acids. The transcript is spliced from 4 exons. Gene Ontology annotation, biological process: protein transport.
AUGCCCACCACCUGCGUCUUUCAGCUGGAUCGCCUGAAUCCAAUCUACAAUAGUGGCGAGUACAUCAGCGGUCGGAUUCUCCUUCGAACGGACAAGGUGAAGCGGGUCAAUGCUGUAUAUGUGACUCUGGAGGGCGAGGCCAAGGUUCAGUGGUCGAUGAGCGGCAAGAGCGAGACGGCCAAUUACUCGGGCCAUCAGCAAUAUUUACACUCCCGCACCAACGUGUUCGAUAACAGCCUCUUCCGGGCAGGAGUCCACGUAUACGUGCUCACCCUCAGGAUUCCACCGGACUGUCCCAGCACCUGCAAGGGUCCCUACGGCUACAUCGCCUACACCAUCUCGCUGACCAUCGACAAGCCCUGGGGCUUCGACGAGGUCUUCCGGAAGCCCAUCAACGUGGUGCAGACCCUCGACCUCAACUACAAUUCCGAAUUCGCACUUCCUGUCAAGGAUGAAAACCUCAAGUAUCUCUGCCACUGGCCCUGCAUCUCGGGACCGAUUUGCUCCACUCUGACGCUGCCCGCCUCCGGGUUCACUCCUCUACAGGAGGUGCCCUUCCGGCUGGAGGUGGACAACCAGUCGCCGCACUACGACAUCAUCGGCGUGGAGGUGUCCAUCAAGCAGCACUUUGUCUUCCUCUCGCGGAAGCCUGUCAAGCGGAACUUCUACACGAAGACGCUGGUCAAGGAGCUGAUCACGGACCGCACUCUGCGCCUCUCCAAGCGCCAGUACGAGUCCAGCAUCUGCGUGCCCAUGGACACUCCCCGCUCCACCCUGAACCCCAACUACAUCGUCUUCCUGCACUACACGCUGCAGGUGAAGCUCAAGACGGGCUACUUCCACUACGACACGGAUCUCUCCGUCCCGAUCAUCGUGGGCACCACCUCCCUGCAGCACUUGAGGGACUCCGUCCACACCCAGCAGCCCGCCAGGAGGACGCCCACGCCGGAGAGACAGCGACUGAUCGAGCGGGUGACCCCCCGCCCGCCGACGGUGGAGGAGGAGUCCGCCGGGGAAGCGGACACUGCCCGAGAUGAACCGCAUCAGACGCUCGAGGACGACGAGCCGCCCUCCUACGACAGUUGCCUUCCGCCCUCCUUUAGUUUUGCCACCUUGGCGGGCAGUCAGCAGACUUUGGGGAGCAACAACGCGGUUGUUCUGCAGCGCAUCCACUUACCCAAGUUCCCCGGUUUCAGCACACUCAUUGGGACAGCUCCAGCCCACGGGUUCGAGGACUCCGGCUUGGAUAUGCACCUGUACAGAUCGUACGGCUCCCUGAACACGGAUCACACGGGCAGGAGUCUGGACACCUUUGGAUCCCUCUGCGGUCCUCUAUCCGAACAUGUGGAGGAGCAGGAGCAGGAGCAGGAAGCCGAGGAGCAGGCGGAGGUCCUGGAUGUGACUGCCCAGGUGCACCGGCCAAUUCUCAGAGCCCGAGUUGCCGAAGCCGAGGAGGAUUUGCAGGACGAGCAUCUGUUUUAGGGAUAAAGUGUCUUAUAUACAUACAUACGUACUACCACGCCAAGUAACGAGUAACUUAAGUGUUCAAGACUAAGGCUUAUAUAGGACUUUUAGGCCGGAUCCUAGUCCGUCGUCUAGUUUUAGGGAGCUUUCAUCGCGCCAUCCAAAAUUGAUCGAAUCGAACUUAUUGAGUGCCAAAGUCCCUUUUUUCUAGCACACAUAUUUACCGCUUCUCUACAUCCAUUAAACAUUUAAAUAUUCGACUUGAUACAUUUACUAAUUACCCUAAGUGCACCUAAUGCGUUCUUAAGUGGACAAUAAAUAAAUGCAGUA